GUGACUUAUAAGAGGUGAUUAUAAGUAUCAAGAUCCUCAAAGAACUACGUUCCGCACAUUCCAACAUCGCUCUCUAUUGCCGCUCGCCUUGACAUGUCCCGUCUUCGGCUCGUCACUUAACAUCAGCUUCGUGUCACAAUGAAGUCCACGAUCCCUUUUCUUAUCAUCGCCCUUGCAGGUUCAGGCUUUGCACGCUGGUACAAGCGCGAUGAAUGCGCAACUGCGUGUACUGACGCAUAUAACUCAUGCCGAGUUGAACCAGACGCCAGCCAAGCAUUCUGUGCGGAGGAUUACGAAAGAUGUCUCGGAUUCAAUCCAUUCUUGGGCUCAAACUCAAUCAACGCUCCGACAGCAUGCUCAAGAGGCGCUACAGGGGCUUCUAGCACGGCAGCUGUAAAGUCAACCACUGUUCUCAACACACGUUCAGGCACUUCCAGCUCUUCAGCACCCGCAUAUGGCGGGAGUUCAUCUUCUACUGUUGGUGCUGACACCAUGACUCCCGCUGUCAGUACAGACACAAGUAUACCUGAAACAUACGACUGCGUUACCGAGUGUAACGAUGACUAUAACACCUGUCGUACCGCACCAGACGCCAAUAUGGCCAGCUGUGCUGCCCAGUACGCCCAAUGUCUCGGGUACAACCCUUUCAAUGGAGGGGGUUCACUGGUUACUCCUACUGCUUGCUCUGUCCCUGCUUCUGUCACCACUCAAGUGACCCAGUCGAACUCAAGCCCACAGCAAUCACAUAUGGCUUCACAAUCUGAAGCCCCUCAGCCUGAUACAACAGCUGGACCGGCGACCUCUUACCAACAACCAAUAGCUACCUGCAAUGCUGGUACAUGUAUGGAUGGUACUACAACUGAUGGUGGAACUCCAGGAAUGGCGACGGAGCCCCCAGUCAUUGUUGACGCGGCUGGAGAUGUCAAACCUUGGAUAGGCUUUGCGGCUUUGGCAAUUGCUGUCGCACUUUAAGGCUUGGCUGACAAAAUUACCCAACACAUUCAGCUCUUGUAUUCAACUUGCUACAGCAUGAAUGCUGAUAAGAACAAAACCUAGAAUAAGACUCUUUCGUCCCCUGAGGGGGUAGAGGAUGCCUCCAAUGCGUCGUGCUGAGUCGGGUCCUCUUGUGUUUCCGAGCUUUCAAAACCUUUGGUAGUUGAGACGUUUUUAAUUGUCUGCGAGGCGCCAUCACUUGGUUGAUGUUGGUCGCAUGAUACAAAG
This is a messenger RNA of Fusarium odoratissimum NRRL 54006, 1221 nucleotides long. RefSeq lists its product as uncharacterized. The record is from RefSeq and is a predicted model, not a curated record. The coding region runs from base 139 to 972 and encodes 277 amino acids. NCBI's taxonomy places the organism in Eukaryota, Fungi, Ascomycota, Sordariomycetes, Hypocreales, Nectriaceae. The transcript has a single exon.